AUACCGAAAUAUACUGGUUUUCAAAGUUAACCAACACUGCCCAUACUGCAAAUACACGUGCCGCGUGCGAUUCGUAAACAAAAUGCAGGUCUAUUAAUUUUGCGCAAAAACGAGGAAAAUAGUGGAAAAAUGUCGCGCAUUAUAGUAAAACAGCUGCCCAAGCAUAUCACCGAGGAGAAACUGCGCCAAAUCUUUGGGGCUCAGGGGACAAUCACUGAUCUCCAGCUGAAGUACACACCGGAUGGCAAGUUUCGGCAAUUCUGUUUCGUUGGCUACAGUACCGAGGAUGAGGCACAGGCGGCCAUCAAACACUUCGACAACACCUGCAUCCAAACCAGCCGCGUUCGCGUGGAAUCCUGCGCCGCUUUGGGCAGUGAGGCGAAGCCCCAGUCAUGGAGCAAGUACGCAAAGGACAGCAAGAAGAACCUAGAUAAGCUGAAGGCGGAAGAGGCUGCAGCAGCGGCGGCGGAGAAAGCCAAGGAGAAGCUGAAGAAAAGCAAGGAGAAGAAGACGAACAAGGUGGACGAGAUUCUGGGCAAGCACAAGGAUGAUCCCGAGUUCCAAGAGUUCCUGCAAGCGCACGACAAGACGCGCACCUUGUGGGGCAACGACAUGGCACUGAACGAAGAGGCAGAUGACGACCAGGAUGAUGAUGACGAUCAGGAGGAUGAGGAAUCACCAGCUGGCCGAGAUGACAGUGGCGUGGAUGCCGAUGCAGGCGAUGCGGAGGAGGACGAUGACCACGACGAGGAGGAGGAGGAGGCAGAGAAACUGGCCGUGAAGCCCAUCAGCGAUCUGGAGUACAUGAAGUCGCUGAUGGAGGGAAAAUCCUCUGAAGCGAAAGCCAAAACUCCGGCCGCCAAGAAGACCAAAGCCGACAAAUCCAAUCUGGAACUGUUCACCAUCAAAAUCCACAAUGUGCCGUACAACACGAAGCGCCAGGAUGUGCUCAAAUUCUUCAAGCCACAGAAGCCCUAUUCCGUUCGGUUGCCCGGCAAGGUUCACGGCUUCUGCUACGUGGGAUUCAAGACGGAGAAGGACAUGGCCAAGGCGAUGCUGAAGAACAAGAGCUUCAUCAAGGGGAAGCAGGUGUUCUUCUCCGACUUCACCGAGAAGAACAAGGUGACGAAGGCCAGCAAAGCGGGUCAGCCAGUGCCGGCGGUGGGUCCCGAAUCCUCCGGAAAUGCCAAAUGGAAACAGCAGCAGGAUAACCUCUCCAAAGAGGACGACAUCUCGGAAUCGGGCCGGAUAUUCUUCAGGAACCUGGCGUACACCACCACGGAGGAGGAGCUGCAGAAGCUCUUCGAACAGUUCGGUCCUGUGGUGGAGGUGAGCCUUCCCGUGGACAAGCUGACCCGCAAGAUCAAGGGCUUCGGCACUGUCACCUACAUGAUGCCGGAGCACGCCCUCAAAGCAUUCAACGCCCUGGAUGGCACCGACUUCCAUGGUCGGCUGCUGCACCUGCUGCCCGGAAAGGACAUCGAGAAGAAGGAUCCCCAGGAUGACCUCGACGAGAACGAUGCCAGUCUCUCGUUCAAGGAGAAGAAGGCCCUCAAGCUGAAGAAGAAUGCCCAGAAGCCCAUUGGCUGGAAUACACUCUUCCUGGGAGCCAACGCAGUGGCAGAUCUUCUGGCCAAGCAGUUUAAGACCUCGAAGGAGCAGAUCCUGGACACCAGCGGUGGUGGCAGUGGCGCCGCCGUUCGGUUGGCACUGGGAGAGACCCAGAUCGUGGUCGAGAUGAAGCGGUUCCUGGAGGAGGAGGGCGUGCGGCUGAGUGCCUUCGAUGAGCCAGCCAAGAAGCGCUCCAACACUGUGAUACUGGCCAAGAAUCUUCCGGCGGCCACGGAGGUCGCCGAGCUGACGCCCAUCUUCAGUCGCUUCGGUCCCAUUGGCAGGAUCGUACUCCCUCCCAGCGGCGUUACGGCCCUCAUUGAGUAUUGUGAUCCCUCCGAGGCGAGGCACGCCUUCAAGAAGCUGGCCUACAGCAAGUUCAAGACGGCGCCGCUCUACCUGGAAUGGGCGCCGGAGCACGUCUUCACCAAGACCCUGAGUGGGGAACCGACAAUUCCCAAGAGCGAGCCAAAGGAGGAGGUGUCCAAGUCCAAAGGCAAGUCCAAGAAGGACGCGAAGAAGGAGGAGGAGCAGGAGAAGGAGGAAGAGGAAGAGAAGCCAAAGGAACCCGAACCAGAAGACGCUCACGAUGAACCCGAACCGGACACCACUCUCUUCCUGCGGAAUCUUAACUUCAAGACCACCAAGGAGACCGUUGAGAAGCACUUCCGGCAUCUGGGAACCAUUCACACCCUGGAGAUAGCCGUGCGGAAGGAUGCCCAGAACCCCUCGAAUGUACACUCCCUCGGCUACGGCUUCAUCCAGUUCAAGAAGGCGGCCGUGGCGGAGCAUGCCCUGAAGAACAUGCAGCUUACCCACAUCGACGGCAAUCCUGUGGAGAUCAAGCGCAGUGACAGAGUGCUCAAGAGCCAGGACAACGAGGGAGCCCAACGACGCCUCACUGCCCAGAAGAAGCAAACUGGCACCAAGUUCCUCGUUAGGAACAUACCCUUCCAGGCCACAUACCACGAAGUGCGGGAUAUAUUCAAGGCCUUUGGCGAGCUAAAAUCCCUGCGAAUUCCCAAGAAGGCGACCUCCGGAGCUGGCGGCGAGUCCCACAGAGGCUUCGGCUUCGUGGACUACAUGAACAAGGCGGAGGCGAAGCGAGCCUUCGAGGCCAUUAGUGCCAGUACCCAUUUGUACGGUCGCCGUCUAGUGCUGGAGUGGAGUGCCAACGAUGAUGGACAGGAUGUGGAGGAGCUGCGCAAGCGGACGGCUGCCAAGUUUGGCCAGAGCCAGGCCGCGACGGAUGCCAAGCGGAGCCGAAAGGCCUUCUUCGACGUGGAUGGCAAUAUGCUGCCGGCUCCGGGCGAGGAGGAUGAUGAGGAGGAGGACUAGUAGUAGUCCCUCUCCAGCUUAGUGUCAAGAAUAAAAUGUAUAAAGUAGACGUUAUGUAAUAUAAAUUAUACUUUUUUUAAAUCAAAA
This is a messenger RNA of Drosophila ananassae, 3036 nucleotides long. Its product is annotated as probable RNA-binding protein 19. Bases 130 to 2949 code for a protein of 939 amino acids. The transcript is spliced from 4 exons. Gene Ontology annotation, cellular component: nucleus; ribonucleoprotein complex; cytoplasm. Gene Ontology annotation, molecular function: mRNA binding. Lineage: Eukaryota; Metazoa; Arthropoda; Insecta; Diptera; Drosophilidae. The record is from RefSeq and is a predicted model, not a curated record.